AUGGCCCCUCCCAAGAAAGACGCAUUUGCUGAUUUAUUUCAGUCUGCCAGUAGAGGUUCCAGCAACACAAACCUUAACUCUAAGUUGAACACUUUGUCCUUAUCUGAAAGACAAAAGUUACAGGAGACUCCCAGCCAAUUAUAUUCCCAACCACAAUCCGUCAAUUCAAGCUGGUCCAAUGCUGAUAUAUUGACUCCCAGCAGGCAAGCAAGUCCGGCAGCCGAGAGUGUGCAGCCAGUAGCGGCCCAAGGAUCAGGUUCAAAGAAGGAAGUCUAUGAUGACCCAUUUGAUAUUUUCAAAGAUCAAAACAGCACUAGUAAAGAACAACCUAAGAAGAACCAGCUGACAGAAAUUUCAUUAUUGGAUGAUGACUUUACUGACUUUUUUCAAGAUUCAAGAGGUUCAUCAAAGACACCUGCUGUUGCUGAAGAUGCUAAGGAUGAUGUGUCCUUUUCACACAAUGCAGCCCCUUCUACAUCUGAACGAAAUGACCGUCCUCGUGCUAAGCAACCAAGUCCACCACAGAAAACUACAUCUCAAUCCAAGUCUACUGAACAAAGAGAUUUAAUAGUUGCUGAAUUGAUUGAUAUUGGUUUUGAUAUCAACCAGUCAAAUGAGGCAAUCGAUACUGUGGGGCUUGAUUUACAGAAAUGUGUCAAUUAUAUUAUGAACAAGAAUUCUGGUGCUCAGACUGGCUCAGCUUCGAAUCAACGACUGGAACAAAUCAAUUUCAAUGAGAUAGGUAACGACUUGUUCAAAAAAGCAAAUAGUUUCAUAAAUUUCUCAAAACGAACGGUGAUGAAGAAUUUAGAACAGCUCAAUGGACCAAAAAAUAACAAUCUACCAGAGUGGAUGAGAAACCAGGCCAAAUACAAGUCUGAGGCAAUUGAAAAGAAGUAUGGUGGAGAAGAUUAUGGUACUGAUGAGGAGAAUAUCAAUCAUGCUGAAAUUGAACGAUUUAUGAGACAACAACGUGAAAGAGAAAAAGAAAGAUUCAGCCGUUCAUCGAGCCCUAAUGUUCCUCCAAAGAGAUCCGAAUCUUCCAGAACUGCAUCUCCAGUUCCCGAAUUACCUCGUCGACCACCAAGAACCAAGGUUUCAACUCCUGUUUUACCUAGAAGACCACGUUCAACUAAAGAAGAACUGCCAAGUUCCAACGAAGAGUCUAAUGGCAGAUCUAGCAACAAUGUUGCACAAUCAUCACCAUCAGAUCAGGCCACUCCUGUAGCAGCACCACAACCCCAAGCAGAACCAUCUGUAGAUCUUCUAGGUCUUGGAUCUGAACAGCAAGAAACAUCAGCAAAUAUAUCAACCAUACGUGAUUCAAGCCCAUUGAAUCAAUUCACUCAAACUGAUUUUGCUACUGCAAAAGAGAAGGCAACUGGAUCAUUCAAAUCAGGAGAUUAUUCACUGGCAUUAGAGUCAUAUUCGUUAUGUCUUUCCCUUUUACCACCGACUCAUGAGUUGAGAGUUGUUAUAUUAUCAAAUUUGGCAAUGGUCAACAAAUUGCUGGGUCAUUUAAGAGACAGUUUGACAAACAUCGAUGAAGCACAGAAAUUAAUAGCACCAGAGGAAAUUAUCAGUGCUCAACGUACAAUCUCGGAUAAACCAAUUAAAUAUUGGAGCAUCAAGUUGCUUUCAGUGAAAGCUGAAGUCUUGGAAUUAUUGGAAAAAUAUCCAGAGUCGUUGGAACUGUAUCUAAUGUUGAUUCAGAAAUUCAAUUGCAACGAUAAGAAAUUUAUGGAGGCCAAAAGACGUGUCGAUAAAAUUGUCAAUCCGCAGAAUUAUUCACGUCCAAAAUCAAGUAAUUCGUCUUCACCAGCUCCUUCAAGGUCUGCAACUCCAAAUACACCCAAACCAAAAGUGACAAAGGAAGAAGAAAUAGAUCCCUUAUUCAAAGACGGCAUCAAUGAACGAAUCCAGAAAUGGGCUGAAUCUAAACAGAACAACUUGAGAGCCAUGUUAACUAAUUUGAAUGAAAUAAUCCCAGCUACAGUGUCAAUGAAUGACAAAUCGAGAAAUUUAACGUUGAACGACUUAAUGUUGCCAAAACAGGUGAAAAUACAGUACAUGAAGGUCAUUAGUAGUAUACAUCCAGAUAAGUUAGCAUCACAACCAAAAGAACUGCAAUUAAUCUGUACUGGAGUUUUCAUAAUAUUGAACAAAGCUUGGGAAGAUUUCAAGGAAAGUAGUUAG
Messenger RNA from Candida tropicalis MYA-3404, 2196 nucleotides. RefSeq names its product Fgr32p (gene FGR32). The transcript has a single exon. Lineage: Eukaryota; Fungi; Ascomycota; Pichiomycetes; Serinales; Debaryomycetaceae. Gene Ontology annotation, molecular function: clathrin binding. The coding region runs from base 1 to 2196 and encodes 731 amino acids. The record is from RefSeq and is a predicted model, not a curated record. Gene Ontology annotation, cellular component: intracellular membrane-bounded organelle; vesicle; cytoplasm. Gene Ontology annotation, biological process: clathrin-dependent endocytosis; clathrin coat disassembly.